This is a messenger RNA of Trypanosoma brucei brucei TREU927, 438 nucleotides long. RefSeq names its product 60S ribosomal protein L27a. Gene Ontology annotation, cellular component: cytosolic large ribosomal subunit. The record is from RefSeq and is a predicted model, not a curated record. Gene Ontology annotation, biological process: translation. Gene Ontology annotation, molecular function: structural constituent of ribosome. NCBI's taxonomy places the organism in Eukaryota, Euglenozoa, Kinetoplastea, Trypanosomatida, Trypanosomatidae. The transcript has a single exon. The coding region runs from base 1 to 438 and encodes 145 amino acids.
AUGCCGACCCGCUUUAAGAAGACACGCCACCAGCGUGGCUCGACAUUCUGCGGCUAUGGUCGCGUCGGCAAGCACCGCAAGCACCCUUCCGGUCGUGGUAACGCCGGUGGCGAGCACCAUCACCGCAUCAACUUCAGGAAGUACCACCCCGGCUACUUUGGCAAGUGUGGGAUGAAUCACUACCACAAGAAGAAGAACACGACAUGGAAGCCAACAAUCAACCUGGACAAUCUGACGAAGCUGAUGGCGAAGGACGAGGCCAUGAAGGCCAAGAAGGGUGAAGCCCUCCCCGUCAUUGACCUACUAGCCAACGGCUAUUCGAAGCUGCUUGGUAACGGCCACUUGCAGGCACCGUGCAUUGUGAAGGCCCGUUGGGUGAGCAAGCUUGCCGACAAGAAGAUCCGCAAGGCUGGUGGUGCUGUGGUGCUACAGGCGUGA